This is a messenger RNA of Penicillium lagena, 1146 nucleotides long. Its product is annotated as 2-deoxyribose-5-phosphate aldolase. Bases 1 to 1146 code for a protein of 381 amino acids. Gene Ontology annotation, biological process: deoxyribonucleotide catabolic process; carbohydrate catabolic process. Gene Ontology annotation, molecular function: deoxyribose-phosphate aldolase activity. Gene Ontology annotation, cellular component: cytoplasm. The transcript is spliced from 4 exons. NCBI's taxonomy places the organism in Eukaryota, Fungi, Ascomycota, Eurotiomycetes, Eurotiales, Aspergillaceae. The record is from RefSeq and is a predicted model, not a curated record.
AUGUCCGCCAACAAACCGAAAACCCCCUAUUUUUCCAACGGGCAGGCUCUGCAGAGUCCUCCGCUCACCGUCCGCGCCUCGCGCUUCGCAGAAAGCGUAUACACCUUCCUCGGCCUCUAUGUUGUCAGCUUCUUCUCUCUCGACCCCUACGCCGCCGCGCAAAACUCGCAAUUCAACAUUCAUCGCCCGCGAACUUCAACGACACCGCGUUCCCGGUGGGGUGGUGGGAGCUCGAGCUCGAGUUCCUGGGGGCCGGGAGGAGGCGGCGGAGGCGGUGGUGGCGGCUCAGGCCCAGGCUCAGGGCCGGGGAGACGUAUUGGGCGUGUGGAUGAUGUUCGGGGACCGGAGUGUGGGAGUUGUCGCGAUGCUGAGUGGGCGGCACAGAUCAACCAAAUGAAGGAGUGGCUACCGGACAAGCCAGUCUCGCGACCAACUACACCAUUAAGCGUGCACCGCACAAUCGACCACACGCUACUCAAGUUCCCAAUCGAGCUCUCCCAAAUCGACACCCUCUGCGCUGAAGCCCGCGAGUAUAAGUUCGCAACCGUCUGUGUGCGGCUGGAGCACGUCGCCCGCGCCGCAGAGAACCUCAAAGACACACCAGACACGGCGGUAGCCUGCGUAGUGGGGUUCCCUGAGGGCACGCACGACACAGCGGAGAAAGUGCUCGAGGCGACAGAGGCCGUGGCGAACGGCGCCUCCGAACUGGACAUGGUGAUCAACUACCCGCUCAUCAAGGAAGGGAAGUACACGGCCGUCUGGGAGGACAUCGCGGAGGUGCGCAAGGCCGCUCCGCGGCCGAUCCGCUUGAAGACGAUCAUCGAGACUGGGCAGCUGAGCAAGGACGAGCAAAUAGCCGCUACCAUCGUGUGCUGUAUGGCUGGCGCGGAUUUCGUCAAGACCAGCACGGGCUUUAAUGGCGACGGGGCCAGUGUUCAGAAUGUCACGAUUAUGCGCAUUGUGGCGGACUUGUGCGGCAGGGAUUGCAAGGUCAAGGCGAGUGGCGGGCUGCGUACCGCCGAGGAUUGUAUACGCAUGCUUAAGGCCGGGGCUGAUCGGAUUGGCACUAGCUCUGGGGUCGGUAUCAUGGCUGCCCUGAAUGGCGGCGAAGUUCUCGAGCAAGGAGCCGGGGAUGCGGCGUACUGA